GUUUAUGUGUCAUACAGAGUCCUGGGCGGGGCGUUCAUAACCCGGAUGUGAUUCCCCACGUGCGGUAUUCUCUGUUAGAUCACUCGUGCAGCGCGUGCGGCAGCUCCCAGCGGUUCCCUCUCAGAGAUGUUUCGUUUAGCGACCGUCAUGAGGCAGGUGAGGCCUGUGAGCCGGGCGCUGGCUCCUCAUCUCACACGAGCCUACGCCAAGGACGUGAAGUUUGGAGCUGACGCUCGGGCGCUCAUGCUGCAGGGGGUAGACCUGCUGGCGGACGCCGUGGCCGUCACCAUGGGCCCAAAGGGGCGCACCGUCAUCAUCGAGCAGAGCUGGGGCAGCCCGAAGGUUACCAAGGACGGCGUGACGGUGGCCAAGAGCAUCGAUCUGAAAGACAAGUACAAGAACAUUGGCGCCAAGCUGGUGCAGGAUGUGGCCAACAACACCAAUGAGGAGGCUGGCGACGGCACCACUACCGCCACAGUGCUGGCCAGAGCCAUCGCCAAGGAGGGCUUCGACAACAUCAGCAAAGGGGCAAACCCUGUGGAGAUCCGCCGCGGCGUCAUGAUGGCGGUGGAGGCGAUCAUCAGUGAGCUGCAGAGACUCUCCAAGCCUGUCACGACCCCCGAGGAGAUCGCACAGGUCGCAACCAUCUCAGCCAACGGAGACACGGAGAUCGGAAACAUCAUCUCCAAUGCCAUGAAGAAAGUCGGUCGCAAAGGAGUCAUCACAGUGAAGGAUGGGAAAACUCUGCAGGAUGAGCUGGAGAUCAUCGAGGGCAUGAAGUUUGACCGCGGUUACAUCUCUCCCUACUUUAUCAACACUGCCAAAGGUCAGAAGUGUGAGUUCCAGGACGCCUACCUCCUGCUGAGCGAGAAGAAGAUCUCCAGCGUGCAGAGCAUCGUGCCAGCUCUGGAAAUCGCCAACCAGCACCGCAAGCCGCUGGUGAUCGUGGCUGAGGAUGUGGACGGAGAGGCGCUGAGCACGCUGGUCCUAAACAGGCUGAAGGUGGGGCUUCAGGUGGUGGCAGUCAAAGCUCCAGGCUUCGGGGACAACAGGAAGAACCAGCUGAAGGACAUGGCCGUGGCCACCGGGGGCACUGUGUUUGGGGACGAGGCUCUGGGUCUGGCUCUGGAAGACAUCCAGGCUCAUGACUUUGGGAAGGUGGGGGAGGUUCAGAUCACCAAAGAUGACACCCUGCUUCUGAGAGGGGGGGGCAGCCCAGCCGACGUGGAGAAGCGGGCAGCGGAGAUCGCCGAGCAGCUGGAGAACACCACCAGCGACUACGAGAAGGAGAAGCUGAACGAGAGGCUGGCCAAGCUGUCGGAUGGCGUGGCCGUGCUGAAGGUUGGAGGAACAUCAGAUGUGGAAGUGAACGAGAAGAAGGACAGAGUAACGGACGCUCUCAACGCCACCCGGGCAGCAGUGGAGGAAGGGAUUGUCCCUGGGGGGGGCUGUGCCUUGCUGCGCUGCAUCCCCUUCUUGGACACCCUCAAACCCGCCAACAACGACCAGAAGAUCGGUGUGGACAUCAUCAGGCGAGCCCUCCGGAUUCCCGCCAUGACCAUCGCCAAGAAUGCCGGCGUGGAGGGGUCCCUGGUAGUGGAGAAAAUUCUGCAGGGGGGCGCAGAGAUGGGCUACGAUGCCAUGCAGGGGGAUUACGUCAACAUGGUGGAGAAGGGCAUCAUCGACCCCACUAAGGUGGUGAGGACCGCCCUCAUGGACGCUGCGGGGGUGGCGUCUCUGCUGUCCACCGCCGAAGCCGUGGUCACAGAACUCCCCAAGGAAGAGAAGGAGAUGCCAGGAGGCAUGGGGGGCAUGGGAGGAAUGGGAGGAAUGGGGGGAGGCAUGGGUUUCUGAGGCUGCCCCCCUGAAUUUGUACAGACUGAAUCACAGGUUGGAGCUUCGGAGGAGGGGGGGGGGUCUCUUCCAACAAAAUCAUCAAAACCUCAGAGGACCGAGAACUGACCCCCCCUGACCCCCACACAUAAUGGACAAAGACGGGGUUGUCUGAAGGGACGAUGAGCGUUUAUUUUUGGGGUUGGGGGCUACUGUGUAUGUGGGCAGACCCCCCCUUGGUCUUUGUGAAGCGUGGAUUUGGGAAGUUGUGAUCUAUGGAGCAUCUUCCAGGAAUCCUGAAAGUCCGGGAUCAUCUUGGAGGGGGAUGGGGGGGGUUGUUGUAGUCCGUCUUUAUUGAUUUAAGUAAAGAUUUUUUUACUAAGCAUUUCCUGUCGUUUCUAAUAAUGUUCUUCAGAAACUUGAAUGUUUGCUCAUCUUCAUCACAUGAAUACUCUUCAUCAGUGUUGGUAAUAAAGCAGCCAGCAGGUGGCA
Molecule: messenger RNA, 2325 nt
Organism: Oryzias melastigma (Indian medaka)
Lineage: Eukaryota; Metazoa; Chordata; Actinopteri; Beloniformes; Adrianichthyidae
Gene: hspd1
Product: heat shock 60 protein 1
Exons: 11
Coding region: 127-1854 (575 amino acids)
Biological process (GO): T cell activation; positive regulation of interferon-alpha production; apoptotic mitochondrial changes
Cellular component (GO): mitochondrial matrix; mitochondrial inner membrane
Molecular function (GO): ATP-dependent protein folding chaperone; protein-folding chaperone binding; ATP binding
Source: RefSeq, a predicted model, not a curated record